ACAUUACUACUGCGCAGUGCUCGAUGUCCAGGCUCGGAAGUAGAAAGUGACAGUGUGACUGCGCUUCAUGAAUCUAUGUAGUUUUAUAUAGAUAUAUAAUAUAUAACAGCGUCACCAGACCAGAGACAGACAGCUCAGCUCAGCUCAGCUCAGCUCAGCUCGUAAACAUGAUUUGGUUUGACGGCUCGAUCCCUGACGCCAUUAACGAGGCCAAACAGCGGAGCUCCGUGUUUGUCGUUGUCAUCACAGGGGAAGAUGACCAGUCAGCACAGCUGAUGUCCAGCUGGGAGGAUGACAGAGUCUCAGAGGCAGCACACAACUGUUGUGUGGCCAUCAAAGUCGAUGCCAAGAGCGAGCCAUGUGUGCAGUUCUCUCAGAUCUAUCCAGUGGUGUGCAUACCCUCAAGCUUCUUUAUCGGGGAGAAUGGGAUCCCUCUGGAGGUCAUCGCUGGCAGUGUGUCUGCUGAAGAUCUGACGACAAGAAUCAUCAGAGUUAAGCAGAUGCAUGCUCAGCAGAUUGGAGGUGGGACAGUGUUACCAGACGCCAGUGGUCCUGUGGAGACCAGCCCACUUGAUAGCACAGCUCCAGCCUCAGCUCCAGCAGGGCCCGUCACGUCAGCAGCAGCCACAGAACUAGCAGCAGUACCAGGAACAGCGUCCCUCUCGAGCACAGUACAUGAUAGCAGCCUUCCAGCCACAGAGACUCUCGCAGAGAGUGCAUCUUCAGAUGCAACUCAGAGUGAAGAAAACCUGGAUGCCAAGGUGGAAAGGUUAACAAAGAAACUGGAGGAGAGACGAGAGCAAAAGAAGAAAGGAGAAGAAGAGACUGAGAUCAAGAAGGAAAUGGACCGGCGGAAGAUUGGGAAGGAUGUGGGGGACUUAAAGAGGAAACAGGAAGAUGACAAGACCAAGCGACUCAUGGAGGAAAGGAACAGGGAGAAGGCUGAAGAGAAGGCUGCCAGGGACCGGGUCAAAGCGCAGAUUGCCUUGGACCGAGCUGACAGAGCAGCUCGCUAUGCCAAAAACCAGGAGGACGAUAAGACUGCCAAGCAGGCCCUACUGCAGGCCAGACAGGCAGAGCAGGACGCCAGGAAGGAGGCGUUGGUCAGGGAGAGGAGCACCAUAGCGAGGAUACAGUUCCGCCUCCCAGACGGCUCCUCCUUCACCAACCAGUUCCCCUCACAGAGCAGACUGCAGGAGGCUCGCCAAUUUGCUGUUCAGGAAGUGGGAAACCGCUAUGGUAACUUCUCCCUGGCGACCAUGUUCCCUCGACGGGAGUUCACCAGUGAAGACAUGGACAAGACUCUGCUGGAGCUGGAACUGGUUCCGAGUGCCUCCAUCGUGCUUCUGCCGCAGUCCAGCAGGCCCGCUAACUCAGUGGUCCAGUCCUCUGAAGGUGGGAUCUGGGCAGUUCUGGGCACAAUCCUCUACCCUCUGCUGGCUGUGUGGAGAUUCCUCAGCUCCUUCCUGUUUGUAACCCCGCCCCCUCCCGGAGCAGCAUCCAGAGGCCCCGGCCACCAGCCCAACUCUUACACAAACUCAGCAUCAGCCUCCGACAAAACAAAGAGAGAAAGUCUCACCAAGCACACUCUGGAGAAGAGAACCAAGGACUUCAAGAAGGACGGGAAAAUCUGCCGGCUCAGGACUCAGGAAGACAGCGAGGACGACAACAACACCUGGAACGGGAACUCCACCCAGCAGAUGUAGCGCAGUGACGGCAGCUCUCCCCCGUCCUCUCGCUCUCCUGGUGUGAUUAGUUCAGUCUGACCGGUUGAAGUUUUCUGCUGCACUUACUGUAGGGCUGAAUCCUUUUUGUUCUCUUCUUCUCUUACUGUGCUCCAGGCCUGCGCCCCUGCACCUCGCCUGCAUGGGUACAUCAAUAAUAAUCAACAGAACCUCCUUUGGGCUUAAGCUGAGUGUUUUUUGUGUUGAUUAUGACACGAUUCUGUCUCCAACCCCAGGCUCAGGCUACACCAGCAAUCCUCUCAUGUUUCAUCAUUGUCAGAUCCAGCAGUCAGGUUUAAACUGACCUGCUGCCACCAAAUAUAUAACAAUAAACCGCUGAUCUGACCUGAGGCCUGUACUACCAAGCCAGUUCAACAUACCCAGGGUAUCUUCUCGUUAUCUGGCUUCACUAACCCUAACAAACGAAAUCACGCUAAGCGGU
Molecule: messenger RNA, 2166 nt
Organism: Sebastes umbrosus (honeycomb rockfish)
Lineage: Eukaryota; Metazoa; Chordata; Actinopteri; Perciformes; Sebastidae
Gene: ubxn4
Product: UBX domain protein 4
Exons: 13
Coding region: 168-1706 (512 amino acids)
Molecular function (GO): protein binding
Source: RefSeq, a predicted model, not a curated record